Psylliodes chrysocephalus is the source of this 318-nucleotide messenger RNA. Lineage: Eukaryota; Metazoa; Arthropoda; Insecta; Coleoptera; Chrysomelidae. The record is from the annotation of a GenBank genome assembly.
UUAUACAUAUAUACAGUGAGCAAGAUAUAUUACAAUGACUAAAGUGAUAAUAGUGAUUGCUUCUUUGGUGUCACAGAUACUGGCCACGCAACAAGUGGCAACUGAGACCGAUGUCCGAGCAUUCAUCGGGGACGCGGUGGCCCUGCCUUGUAGGGUUGACAUUAAGCGAUGUGGACAGUUACACAGCGUAAAGUGGUACAAAGACGCCAACAGAGUGUACGUGCUUAGCCAUGCAGGACAAGGAAGGGCCGAAGGAGACGCGACAGAAAGAUUAUGUUUUAUAUUACGCUGACAGAGCUGUCGCAUUGGCUGUCGCAU